Molecule: messenger RNA, 1953 nt
Organism: Exophiala bonariae
Lineage: Eukaryota; Fungi; Ascomycota; Eurotiomycetes; Chaetothyriales; Herpotrichiellaceae
Exons: 7
Coding region: 1-1953 (650 amino acids)
Source: RefSeq, a predicted model, not a curated record
AUGGAGGUACUUGGACUAUUGCUAGCAUUCAAGCUCGCCGAACUGCCGGUGCAUGGCAUAAAGUCUGAAGCGAUUACGCGAAAAACGCAUCAGAUCCAGAAAGAGAGAAUGCUUACCAGCAGUGCUCUGCUAGCUCUUGUAGCCCUUUGGACAGUAUGCUUCGCGAGGCCUGGUCGUGAGCACAAUCGAUCUCCUUUCGCAAAGGCUCUCGAAGCUCGUCAGUCGGACGGUUCCGGAGGCUCGCCACUGCAGAUUGAUCUGGGAUAUGGAAUCUUUGAAGGCUAUCUCAACAGCACUAGUAAUCUGAACACCUGGAGAGGCAUACGGUUCGCAGCACCCCCUAUAGGCUCUAAUCGCUGGCAAACACCGCAAGCUCCCGAACAAAACAGGUCUUCUAUCGUCAACGCGAGCUCAUAUGCGCCAACGUGCCCCCAAGCACCAAACGCCAAGUUGACUAUCCAGGCCGCCAACCAAUCACUAGCAGAUGAAGAUUGUCUUUUUCUGAACGUGCAAGUGCCAGCGAAUGCUACUGGUCCCUUGCCUGUCCUGGUUUGGAUUCAUGGCGGCGGCUAUGGUGCGGGUAACGGCCGUCAAGAUUUUGCAGCGAUCAUCAACGCCAACAACAACAGCUUCAUUGGUGUUUCGAUCCAAUACCGACUCGGCGCAUUUGGGUUCCUCGCUUCGGACGAAGUUUACCGCAAUGGUGUGGUCAAUGCCGGGCUGCUCGAUCAGCAUUUUGCGCUUCAAUGGGUGCAGUCCUAUAUUUCACUCUUCGGUGGAAACGCAUCGCAAGUGACGAUAAGCGGUGAGAGCGCUGGAGGCGGGUCUGUUAUGCUUCUAGACAUGGCAUAUGGAGGAACUCUCGGUGACUCGCUGUUCGUCAACAGCAUUGCGGCAUCCCCAUACCUUCCUAUGCAGUACGGCUACAAGGAUUGGAUUCCGUCGCAAUCCUAUUAUGCCUUCGCGACAGAGGCUGGGUGUCCUCCUGGUCUGCCCUAUGGCGCCCAUCCGCAGACUAUCUUCGAGUGUCUCGUUGAAAAAGAUACUGACACUUUGAUCAGCGCAAGUGAUACUAUUUCGCAAUCAGGCACGUUCGGCACCUGGGCAUUUCUGCCAGUGACUGAUGGCACCUACGUACAAGACUUACCAAGUCGACAGUUUCUUCAAAAACAAGUCAACGGUCGGAACCUUCUGGUGGGGAACAAUGCAAAUGAAGGCCCAGGAUUUACGCCUCAGAAUAUUACCACUGAAGAUGAUCUCGUUGCGUGGCUUGGAGUGACUUUCCCACUAUUCACUAACGAUGACAUCGCAAAAGUGUUGCUUUACUACCCCAGCUCGAACGACUCGACAGAUCAAAAUGCAACGCUAUUUGCCACGGAAGGUGAUGUUGGUGUUACUGCACUGAACCAGAGCAGUGUGGGAUCUGGACAACAGCAGAGAGCGAAUAACAUUUAUGCAGAAACGACAUUCGUUUGCCCAUCAUACUGGAUGGCCGGUGCAUAUAACGAUUAUGGACGAGCAGCAUACAAGUAUCAGUACUCCGUGGCUCCUGCGACCCACGCAUUGGAUGUUGCGGCUUACUUCGGUCCAUCCCCUCCGAAUGUUGGUCCAGAUAUGGCAUUAGCCUUCAAACAGAUCUGGGGUAACUUCAUUACGACGAACAAUCCUAGUAUUUUCAAUGGAGUCGCUAACGGCGCAUCAUCCAACUCUACAUCCACCAACGACGCAACGGACUGGACUCCAUUCUCGGCUUAUGAGCCAUUACAGCUGAAUCUGAACCAGACUGGAGGGUCGCCCAUUCAAUUUCCAAUAUCCAUAGGCCGCAACCUAACAAUAAAUGGCAAUCCGGGACUUCAGAACGAUAUCUCGCUCGUGAAUGCUUGGACAUGGGAAGGCGGAAGAGGCUAUCGCUGCGAGUUCUGGCGUAGUGUUGGGGCUAUCGUGCCUGAGUAG